Molecule: messenger RNA, 1233 nt
Organism: Lathyrus sativus (Indian pea)
Lineage: Eukaryota; Viridiplantae; Streptophyta; Magnoliopsida; Fabales; Fabaceae
Source: the annotation of a GenBank genome assembly
AUGGGUAACUGUCUUGAUUCUUCUGCUAAAGUUGAUGCAGCUCAAAGUUCUAGAUCCACUUCUGGAAUUUCGAAAACUACUCCUUCUAGUUUAACAAUUCCAUCAUACAGUGACAAAAGCAAUUCCUCUAGUCUUCUUCCAACACCGAGGUCUGAGGGUGAAAUCUUGUCUUCUCCUAAUCUUAAAGCGUUUACAUUCAAUGAGCUAAAGAAUGCUACAAGGAAUUUUCGACCCGAUAGUCUUCUUGGUGAAGGUGGAUUUGGUCAUGUUUAUAAGGGAUGGAUUGAUGAACAGACUUAUACGGCUGCUAAACCUGGAUCGGGAAUGGUUGUUGCUGUGAAAAGACUUAAGCCAGAAGGUUUUCAAGGUCAUAAAGAAUGGUUGACCGAGGUUAACUAUCUAGGACAAUUGCAUCAUCCUAAUCUGGUUAAACUAAUUGGAUACUGCUUGGAGGGAGACAACAGGCUUUUGGUAUAUGAGUUUAUGCCUAAAGGAAGCUUAGAAAAUCACUUGUUUAGAAGAGGACCACAACCACUGUCUUGGCCAGUGAGAAUGAAAGUGGCUAUUGGUGCUGCAAGAGGCCUCUCUUUUCUUCACAAUGCCAAAUCACAAGUCAUAUACCGCGAUUUCAAAGCUUCUAACAUCCUUUUGGACGCGGAGUUUAAUUCGAAACUAUCCGAUUUUGGCUUGGCUAAAGCUGGUCCUACCGGUGAUAGAACUCAUGUGUCUACUCAAGUUGUUGGUACUCAAGGAUAUGCAGCACCUGAAUAUGUUGCAACUGGUCGGCUUACGGCUAAGAGUGACGUAUACAGCUUUGGAGUUGUUUUGCUUGAACUUUUAUCAGGAAGACGCGCAGUGGACAAGACAAUAGCUGGCGUGGACCAGAAUCUAGUAGACUGGGCAAAACCAUAUUUAGGCGAUAAACGAAGACUAUUCCGAAUCAUGGACUCAAAACUAGAAGGCCAAUAUCCACAAAAAGGAGCAUUCAUGGCUGCUACACUUGCUCUUCAAUGCCUUAACAGAGAAGCUAAAUCAAGGCCUCCAAUGAUAGAUGUUUUAGCAACUCUUGAACAGAUAGAAGCUCCUAAACAAGCAGCCCGGAUUUCUCUAUCGGAACAACAGAGAGUUCAUGCUCCGGUGAGAAGGUCUCCUGCACGAAACCGAACGCCUUUAAAUGUAACUCCUACUGCAUCGCCACUGCCGUCUGUUAGGCAAUCUCCUCGCGCGCAUUAG